ACUAAUCACAAAGUGGGUCUAGCCCUGCAUGUGUGCCGCAGAUACGAAUCCAUACACGUACUAGUCUACACAACUACUGCUCCUGCGUCUUUCCUAAUCAGUCAAUGCUGCACAUUUACGACUGCAUCAUCAAGGCUGAGGCUGUGCAAUAGACUUUUUUGAAUUAUACAUUAUCCGUCCGUGCACUAAGACUGUUCAUAUCCGUGCACAAGUUAUUACAACUGUACAUUCUGCCCCCUCCGUGGCCGUGUACCAGGGCGGUCUACAGUGUACAUGCUGCCCCCUCUGUGGCCGUGUACCAAGCCUGAAGUCUAGUCUGCAUUAUAUUGACGCUGUUACCAUCGUACAUUCUGCCCCCUCUGUGGCCGUGUACUGUGCCUGUUCGGGUCUCUACAUUCUGCCCCCGCUGUGGCCGUGUACUGCACCCAUAGUGAAUAUAAGAUGGCGGAACAGCCAGACAUGUCUCAGACAGCCAAGCCACAACCAUCUAAGGCAACUAAGACUAAGCAUGCCAAAGCACUGGCUAAGACUAAACAUCUUUCCAGCCACAGUAAAACCAAGCGCCCACGCUAUGCUUCUGUUCUGACCCCCACCACAGCAGUCCAGGAACAGCUAACGGAUAUAUUUCAUUCCCCCGCUGCUUCUUCUGAUGAGGAGGACUUUGCUGGCUUUCCUACACAGCCAACACUUAGCCAACCUCCUCCCGUAUUGCCGCCCAGGGCUUAUCCUCCGUCACAGUCCACUGAGCCACCUACUCAGGCACAACCAUCUGCUUCAACGGGGCUUCAGCUGUCUCAUGAGUUUCUUUCACAACUUCAGGGUAUGCUGUCAUUUUUCACUCAAAUGCAGUCACCACCACAAGUUCCCGCCAUACCUCAACGCACUAUGGACCAACACGUAUGUCAUGAGGCACACCCUUCCUGCUCCCCAAAUCCUUUUGACGUAGCUAGAGGCAGAUGUAUUGAUGACGCUUCGUAUGGGGAGGAGUCACCCUUUGCUGAUCAUGCUGAGGGAGACGAAUGGAGUGACUAUUCGGAACAUGAGGAGGAUACAUCGUAUCUCCUGUUUAAUGCCUCAGAUUAUCAGCCUCUUGCUCGCAGGGUAGUUAACACCCUUGGUCUCCAAGCUGCGCCCCCAGCAGCUACCGCUCCAGCUAUUAAAGGGGCCAGGGUUCUCAAAUCCCCUGCACCAACUGAGCAUUACAUCCCGGUGCCGGAUCCCAUCGCCAAACUGGCCACCGAAGAAUGGUCUCAUCCAUUCCAAACUCGCCGCUUCAAGAACCUGGCUGACAAACUUUACUCUCUAGCUCCUGACUUUGCCACCAAGCUGGCUGUUCCCGGCAUAGACGAGCCGAUCGCUAGCCUAGUUUCGCGAUCUCUUUUGCCUAGGGAAGGAGAAUCCCAACUAAAGGAUGCUACUGAGCAAAGAUCAGACUUCGCUCUCCGCAAAAAUUAUGAGGCCACUGCUUUCUCCAUGCGAGCCUCCGCAUCAGCUUCCAUCUUCUCCAGGGCAGCAAUGAUGUGGCUGGAUGAUCUUCUAGAGGACCCUAAUCCUGAUCCUGUUUCUCUCAGAAGGUCACUGAUAAAGUUGCGCAAGACAGCGGCGUUUGUAGCUGAUGCCACUUUGGAUGCCACUCAACUGGGGGCACGAGCCAUGACGGCUCAGAUCGUCGCUCGACGGACCCUCUGGCUUCGCCACUGGCAAGCUGACUCUACGGCCAGAGUGAAUCUCUCUAGGGCACCUUACUCUGGAUCUUUGCUCUUCGGCGAAGAAGCUCUAAAGGCAGUGCUGGUUGAUCCCAAAGACGCUCACAAACCGGUUCUGGCCACUGUCAAGAACAUCGAUCACAGGCCUUUCAGGCGAUUUCCCUCCUUCUGCACUAACCAGCCCUUUCGAGGAACGCGGCCAGGAGGACGAUGCCGCGACUUCCGAUCCUAUGACUCCAGUCCCUUCAGGGGAACCUGGAACCGACGUUUCCAGGGCAGAGGCCUACGGCUGGCUUGUCAACUUCGACAAAAGCCAUCUUCAACCGACCCAAUGCCUACUACAUCUUGGGGCGAUGUUGGACACUCUGCAGGCGAUGGUGUUUUUGUCUCCAGAUCGCGUAACUGCCAUCACAAACAUCGCGAGGGCCUUGAUGCAACAAACAACAGCAGACGUCAUGCUUCUAGCCAGGGCGCUCAGAAUGUUCAUCUCUACCAUCCAUAUUGUGCCAUGGGCUCGAGCCCACUCUCACCACCUUCAGUGGGCUUUGUUGCCCUUUCAACAGGACAUUGCCAACUCCAAUCAUCGCACAGUUCCUUUGAGCCCCGCACUGCGCCUUUCAUUCCGCUGGUGGACAAGGGUCCAACAUCUUUCCAGGGGCACUCCGUUCAGAGAACCUCGCAGGACUGUUGUCACCACGGAUGCCAGUCUCAUCAGCUGGGGAGCACACUGCAACUCCCAGUACGUUCAGGGGGUUUGGUCCACAGCAGAGCAGACUCGGAGCAUCAAAUGGCUGGAGCUCAAGGCGGUCCACUUAGCUCUACUUCAUUUUCAGUCUCUGUUCCCUUUGGACCAUGUCCUCAUUCGAACGGACAACACGUGUGUAAAAUCACAUUUGAACAAACGGGGGCACCAGGUCCCGUCCUCUGCAGGACCUAGCUUC
Molecule: messenger RNA, 2647 nt
Organism: Rhineura floridana
Lineage: Eukaryota; Metazoa; Chordata; Lepidosauria; Squamata; Rhineuridae
Exons: 2
Coding region: 442-2643 (733 amino acids)
Source: RefSeq, a predicted model, not a curated record